Messenger RNA from Trichogramma pretiosum, 2669 nucleotides. Its product is annotated as tissue-resident T-cell transcription regulator protein ZNF683-like. Lineage: Eukaryota; Metazoa; Arthropoda; Insecta; Hymenoptera; Trichogrammatidae. The coding region runs from base 1351 to 1977 and encodes 208 amino acids. Gene Ontology annotation, cellular component: nucleus. The transcript is spliced from 3 exons. The record is from RefSeq and is a predicted model, not a curated record.
GGCCAACUUCGCGCGAGUUUUUUAGAGUAUAUAUACAUCGUCGUCGAAAUACAGGGGCCCGCCGCACACAUUUACAAACAGCCACCCACACGAACGCGUCGCAGGCAGCAUAUGGCUGUAUAUGUAUAUACAGCAGUACGUAAUUCGUGUGCAGUUGCGUACGCUAUACCACCAUACUCUGCUGCAGCUGCGGUGCGCGGGUAGUAGUAGUAGUAGUAGUAGUAGUAGUAGUAGCAGCAGUGCAGCAGUGACUCUGACUGCCAGAAUACGCGCAGCGAGCGAGAGAGAGAUACACACAUAUCGAUAGCAUAAGAAGCAGCAGCAGCAGCAAACGCGGCUCCGUGUAUUCUUGCUCGGUCGCGUAUCAUCGUCGCUACUACUACACUACUAUAAUACAUGGCUCUCGACUCGACUCGGUGCUGCAGUAGUGAUCUUCGCGAGUGAAUUCGUUCUCUGUGCGCGUGUAUUCUCGAAUUCGGCUCGUGUGUUUAUACACGCUCGUGUUAAACGGCGACCUCGCCGAGGAGGAGCCGCAGCAGCAGCAAUUUCUUGUUGGUAAACAAUGGCAAACGAUGCAUUGCGAAACCUAACCCAUCAAAAGCCGAGCGACAAUUGAGAGGCCCGACUGCAGCCGCAUGAUAUGGGUAACAAAGCUUGGAUCGACGAAGCCAACAAGUUUCCAUCGAGAAAGAGGCUUCACACCUGGAUACACAGGCCGAAGAAGUCGUGAUACAGGAUCGUCGUCGUCGAGAGGAUAUCGUUAGACAAUUCAGCAGGAGGAUAUCAGCUUGUUGUCGUUGUUGUUGUUGUUGUUGUUGUUGGGGCCUGUCUGCUGCUACUGCUACGAGUGUGCGUGCAUAAAUUAGCACACGAUACCCACAUAAACGCAGAAAGAGAGAGAAAGAGAGAGACUACGUAAUUGAGGAGCCGACUCCACCACCAGUGAUAUAGCAACGGCCGAACCUCCCCUUGGCAACAAAACGUAACUACACACAUACACACCUACACGGGGCACUGUGCAAGUCAACGUACACGCGUAUAUAUUUACGUGUAUACCAACAGAAAAAGUAAAGAGACAGAGAAAGUACGAAGAAUAAGAAGAAGAAAGUCGUUAUACGUCGUUCGCGCGAUUGUAAUGAACUGAACGAAGAGAGAGAGAGAGUAAAAAACAAAGCGCGAAAUUGUAAGCGACGCGCGUGUUUGUGUUCUGUGUUUUUUUCUGUGUACAUAUUAUUAUAUAGUAGUAAUAAGUGUAUGUUUUGUGCAUGUGCGGAUUGUCGAUCUGCCGAUGUACAUAAAUUGUCGAUCGCAAUCGUACCGGCAGCCCAACGAUAAUCGUAAAGCGCGUACAUGGAGGCGUUCGAGAACACGCUGAGAUUUUCCGCUAUACUGGUGAACAAUCUCCAGAGGUCGCACGGCCAUCACCAUGUCGCGGUCGCCGAUCAUCACAUCAGCAUCGGCCAGAACGGCAUCAACAUCGCCGGUGUCGGCAUCGGCGGCGGCGGCGGAGGUGGAGGCGGAGGCGCUGGCGGCGGUGCUAACGCCGGUCCAGGAGGUCUGGCCUCACAGUACGGCGCCUCGGCCGUCGACCGCUCCAAGCUGCACGAGUGCGACGUCUGCCGCAAGACCUUCAGCCGCAAGGGCAAUCUGAAGCAGCACGUGGACGCGAUACACAGGCGCAUCAAGUCGCACGAGUGCGACGUCUGUCGCAAGGUCUUCAGCCGCAAGAGCUACCUGAAGCAGCACGUGAAAAUCGUGCACGCGGACAUACGCGAGCACGAGUGCUACCUCUGCCACAAGAUAUUCAGCCGCAAGAGCUACCUCGACCAGCACGUCAAGAUCAUACACGAGGGCAUCAGGGAGUUCGAGUGCGACGUGUGCUUCAAGCGCUUCGGCCAGAAGCGACAGCUCAAGCGCCACUACGACGUCAUUCAUCGGGGCAUCAAGAGCCACGAGUUCAGGCGGAAAAAGACUUGAGGCUCGCUGCUCGGGUGUGCCGGUGUUUCUUGUAAAGUAUAUCGAUAAUUUUUAAUUAUUAAAAAAAGGAGAAUAAAAGUUAACUCUGAUACGAUUGUGAUGAAUCAAUGAAGAAUGUAACGAUUAUAUUAUAUAUAUUAUAUAUAUUUGCUCGACAGAAAAUGAAACAAAACAAAUCAAUUCAUAGAUAUAUUUGUAUAUCUUUAAAUCUAGCCUCCGGGCCGCUCGAUGCUGAGCUUUCCGAGGGGCUAGGCUAAAGCUGAGCGUGUAAAAUUACGAAGAGAAUGGGAAAAAACUUGCAUAAACUUUCAGCCUGUAUAAUUGAGAAAAUAAAGGAAAAAAAAAUCGGAUGAACGAGAAAAAAAUUUCAAGUUGAGAAAAAAAAAGAGAAAACUUUAUUUAUUAUGUUUGUAACUGAUCUGAAAGCUUUUGAAAGUUAUAUUUAGAUGUUAGGGCAUAGUUGUAAUUGCAACAAAAGAAAAAUAAAAAUAAAAAAACUUUUCAGCAAGAGAAAACUACCACACGCUGUAACUGAAGAGUAUCAAUAAUCAUUUAUGUACGAAACUAGCGCAUAAUUUCUUUUCAAGUUGAACAGAAAAAAAAAACAGAAAAAAAAGAAGCAAAAAAAAAACGUUUCAUUUGAACUUGAAUAAAGGUAAAACUUUGUAUGAAAGUUUUUAACUUUGAAAAAA